CCAUCAAGAAAACGGGCAACCAAUGGAAGACGACCACGACGCCGAGCUGUACGCGAUGCAACUCGCAACCGCAUCGGUUCUCCCCAUGGCGAUGAAAGCCGCCAUCGAGCUCGGCGUGUUCGAUGUCAUCAACUCCGCCGGCCCCGCCGCUUCCCUCUCCCCUGCCCAAAUCGCCUCCCAACUUGCCGCUUCUACUACUGGCAGCUCCUCUGCUUCUGCUGAUGAUGUUGGCCAGAGGCUUGAUCCAAUUCUCCACCUCCUAGCUUCCCACUCUGUCCUCACUUCUUCGCCUAGAAACGUCGAUCACGGCGGCGGCGGCGGCGACGGUGAUGGGUUCCCGAGAUCCUACGGCCUGGCGCCCGUGGCGAAGUAUUUCCUCAAAGAUGGGAACAAAACAGGGUCUCUGGCUCCUCUGCUGUCCAUGAUUCAGGACAAAGUCGUUCUUGAUGCCUGGAUGCAUUUGAAGGAUUCAGUGGUGGAAGGCGGGACGCCGUUCAACAGAGCAUAUAGAAUGGACGGUAUGGAGUUCAUGAGGGAAAAUCCGAGGUUCCGGGAAGUGUUCGCCGGCUCCAUCACAGAAUUCAGCCCUCUAGUCAUGGAGGCGUUCUUAGAAAGGUACUGUGAAGAAGGAUUUGCAGGCGUGAAGUCACUUGUGGACGUUGGUGGCGGCGAUGGCUCGAGCAGUCAUGCCAUAGUUUCGAGGGUCCCGACGAUUAGGAAUGCGAUCAACUUCGAUCUGCCUUCCGCCGUCCAGAAUGCUCCGUCGUAUGCAGGUGUGGAGCAUGUCGCAGGGGAUAUGUUUGAGGGUGUUCCUAAAGGGGAUGUCAUCUUCAUGAAGUGGAUUCUGCACUUAUGGGAUGAUGAGCAGUGCGUGAAAAUAUUCAAAAACUGCUACCAAGCUACACCAGAGAAUGGCAAAGUGGUGAUUGUGGAUGCUCUAAUUCCAGAGACCUCUGAAACUUCUGCUGCUGCUGCUAAGGCCUCGCUCAUGUUCAAUCUCUACAGGAUGAGCAUGAAACCUCAGGGCAAAGAAAGGACCCUUUCACAGUUCGAGAGCUUGGCAAAACAGGCUGGAUUUUCUCAUGCUCGUAUCGCGUGUUUUGCUUACAACUUUGCAGUAGUUGAGUUCCUCAAAUCCAUCUAGCUAAUAUUCUUAGCAGUUCGUCUGGAUGACAAAUCAUUAGAAAAAAAUUCGUUUGAAAUGCAUCUCGUUUAUUCGUACUUCUCUAGCAUUAUUGUGUAAACCAUUCACAACCUCAUGUUAUGUAAGCUUUUGGAAUGAACUAGUCUUGUCGUG
This is a messenger RNA of Linum trigynum, 1297 nucleotides long. NCBI's taxonomy places the organism in Eukaryota, Viridiplantae, Streptophyta, Magnoliopsida, Malpighiales, Linaceae. The record is from the annotation of a GenBank genome assembly.